This is a messenger RNA of Acanthaster planci (crown-of-thorns starfish), 1080 nucleotides long. RefSeq names its product E3 ubiquitin-protein ligase TRIM45-like. The record is from RefSeq and is a predicted model, not a curated record. NCBI's taxonomy places the organism in Eukaryota, Metazoa, Echinodermata, Asteroidea, Valvatida, Acanthasteridae. Gene Ontology annotation, molecular function: zinc ion binding.
AUGGGAACAACAACAACAAGAGAGGUGACAAGGACGGCAGCAAAUAGUGAGUUCCUCUCACUCUACGCAACAAUCAACAAAGACUUGAAAUUGUUGGCAGGUCAAACUAUUGCCAGAGUUGACAAGAGGCUUGGAUUUCUGAAGUUCAAGCCGUGUGAGGGCGUAGGUGACAUCAGUCUGGGCAAGGUGGUGACGGAAGGAAAGUGGGAGCAGCGAUGUGUGUUUGGUCGUGAGGGAAGCGGUCUAGGAGAGUGCCAUGUGGCUUGGGACAUUGCUGCUCGUCAGCCUGAUGAGAUUACAGUGGCUGACUGCUACAAAAACCGAGUUGUGAUCUACAGCAUCGAUGGUAACCAGAAAACCCCAAUCCCGAUGGAAAAAAGCCCAUGUGGCAUUGCAGCUACACGCACCGGCAAUCGCUUAGCGGUUGUUGAGGAGAAAACAUCCCACGUGAAAGUAUUUGACAAGGACAACACGCUGGCUUUCCAGUUCUCCACAGUGCCACCGAGUGAGGUCGGUAAGACCGCAGUGAACCUCCAGAGUGUAGCAGUCAAGACGGAUGGGACCAUUGUGGUUGGUGAUAUCAAGAGAAUGGUGCUGACCGAACACAGCCCCACUGAUGGCAAACUCAGAAGCACCAUCCCAGUCAAGAUUAAACCUCGUUAUGUGGCUGUUGACAGCAAUGAUCGAGUUGUAAUCAGUGACUUUAAACAGUUAGUCGGUGUUGUUGAUGGGAAUGGUGAUACACUGUUCACCAUCAAACCUAUCAUCAAUGGUGAGGUAGUUAGAUACUGUACUGGUGUAUGCGCAGAUAGCACAGGCAUCUAUGUUGCAAUGCAGAAUGGUAGUUACACUGGUGAUAUCCACCACUAUGACCCUCAAGGUGGCUUUCUCCACUGCAUCGCAGAGGGUCUGCACUGGCCCGUGGGAAUCACAUUCACAGCAGAUGGGCAACUGGCAGUUGCAGAUUUGUACUCAGUGAAGAUUUAUGACUUUGUUUAAUGUAACACAAACAAGUCGAUUUCCUUCCGCUUUCUUCAGGAGGAAACAGCAGUAGCAUUAGUCGGAAAUGUUGCGGUGUGA